Trichoderma virens Gv29-8 is the source of this 1703-nucleotide messenger RNA. RefSeq lists its product as uncharacterized. Bases 145 to 1335 code for a protein of 396 amino acids. Gene Ontology annotation, biological process: mannitol catabolic process. Gene Ontology annotation, molecular function: mannitol-1-phosphate 5-dehydrogenase activity. The transcript has 2 exons. The record is from RefSeq and is a predicted model, not a curated record. Lineage: Eukaryota; Fungi; Ascomycota; Sordariomycetes; Hypocreales; Hypocreaceae. Gene Ontology annotation, cellular component: cytosol.
AUCCAAAACGGUCUACCGUUUCCACAUACACACACACAUCUCCUCUCACUACAACUACUAUCUUAUUCUCUUCUACGCUACUCUUUCAUCUUCAUUCUACAUACUAUUUUAUUUUACUCCAUACUCUUACAAACAACCGCAAUCAUGGCUGUCAUGGGCAAAAAGGCAGUUCACUUUGGUGCCGGCAACAUUGGCAGAGGCUUUGUUGCUUGCUUCCUCCACAACUCCGGCUACGAGGUCGUCUUCGCCGAUGUCAACGGCGACCUGAUUGACACCAUCAACGCCACUCCCUCAUACAAGGUCAUCGAGGUCGGCUCCGAGGGCACCUCAGAAAGCACAAUCACAAACUACCGUGCCAUCAACUCCCGCACCCACGAGGAGGACCUCAUUGAGGAGAUCCGCACCGCCGAGGUCGUCACCUGCUCCGUCGGCCCCAACAUCCUCAAGUUCAUCGCUCCCGUCAUCGCCAAGGGCAUCGAUCGCCGCGCAGACGACCAGACUCCCCUGCAUGUCAUUGCCUGCGAGAACGCCAUUGGAGCCACCGACAACCUGGCUGGCUUCAUCAAGGAUGCGAAGAACACCGACCCUGCCCGUCUCGACACGCACCACCUCCGUGCUCGCUAUGCCAACUCGGCCAUUGACCGCAUUGUCCCUGCCCAGGCCCCCAACGCCGGCCUUGACGUGACGCUGGAGAAGUUCUUCGAGUGGGUUGUCGACAAGACUCCCUUUGAGGACAUUGGCAUCCCCUCCAUCGAGGGCAUCAACUGGGUCGACAACCUGGCCCCCUUCAUCGAGCGCAAGCUGUACACGGUCAACACCGGCCACGCCACUGCCGCCUACCACGGCUACAACCGCAGAAAGCGCACCGUCUACGAUGCUCUGCAGGAUAAGCAGAUCAUGGCCGAGGUCCGCGGUGCUCUGACCGAGACCAAGAACCUACUCGUGGCCAAGCACAACAUCGACGAGGAGGCCCAGCUCGCCUACAUGAACAAGAUCAUCAAGCGCAUUGGCAACCCCCACUUGGAAGACGCCGUCGAGCGUGUUGGCCGUGCUCCUCUAAGGAAGCUGUCGCGCAAGGAGCGCUUCGUUGGCCCUGCUGCCGAGGCUGCCGAGAACGACAUGCCCAUCAAGUAUCUCCUUGACGCCAUCGAGAUGACGUUCCGUUUCCAGGACGUCGACGGCGACGACGAGUCCAAGGAGCUGUCCUCAAUCAUGUCUGAGAACACCCCCGAGGACGUCGUUGCCAAGGUCUGCGGCAUCCAGGCCACGGAGAAGAUCUACCCUCACCUGGUCGAGAUUGUCAAGCGUGUCCAGGACGACAGCCAGGAGGAGUAAUGUGGAUUGCAUAGAGCCUUCCCUUCAUUUCUUUCUCGAUACAGCAUUCACUCACGGCGAUGAGUGGUGUUUUUAGGGUUUACCUCAUGAUCUGAUAUUUGCGCGUGCCUUUUUUGGUUUUCUUUCACUUCUUGAGCUUAUUUUACCAAUGCAAUGAACGAACGGCAAGGCGCUGGGAUCCGGUAUAUUAGAUGAUCAUCUAACCUGUUUUCUUUUCCUUUUUCUUCCUUUUUUCUUUCUUUUGUCUGCUAGGGAUUUGGGCAUUAGCCAGCAUUUCUUCUGCUCGGCACGGGAAACUUCAGUCUAUAGAUUGAUUGAUAGCAUUACGAAUCAAGAUACCACAUCAAUGAAAAACAGACUUGAUCAAA